Messenger RNA from Onychomys torridus (southern grasshopper mouse), 731 nucleotides. RefSeq names its product androgen dependent TFPI regulating protein (gene Adtrp). The transcript is spliced from 6 exons. Gene Ontology annotation, cellular component: endomembrane system; membrane. Bases 16 to 708 code for a protein of 230 amino acids. NCBI's taxonomy places the organism in Eukaryota, Metazoa, Chordata, Mammalia, Rodentia, Cricetidae. The record is from RefSeq and is a predicted model, not a curated record.
UAAUCCACGGAAGCCAUGACAAAGACAACCACUUGCGUAUACCACUUCCUUGUUUUGAACUGGUACAUUUUCCUCAAUUAUUACAUCCCACAUAUUGGAAAGGAUGAGGAGAAGUUAAAGGAAUUCCAUGAUGGUGGACGUUCAAAGUACUUGACACUCCUUAAUCUGCUCUUGCAGGCCAUUUUCUUUGGGGUCGCCUGCCUGGAUGAUGUGCUGAAAAGAAUCAUAGGAAGGAAAGACAUCAAGUUCAUCACAUCCUUCAGAGAUCUACUUUUUACCACAUUGGCUUUUCCUGUCUCCACAUUUGUAUUCCUGGUAUUCUGGACCCUCUUUCACUAUGAUCGAAGUCUUGUUUACCCCGAGGGCCUGGAUGAUUUCUUUCCAGCAUGGGUUAAUCAUGCAAUGCAUACCUCCAUAUUGCCCUUCUCACUGGUUGAAGCCAUUCUCAGACCACACCACUAUCCAUCGAAGAAGCUCGGACUCGCUUUGUUGGGUACUUGUAACAUUGCCUACAUUAUCAGGAUCCUGUGGCGCUACUCCCAGACUGGCAAUUGGGUGUACCCUGUGUUUGCCUCCCUCAGCCCACUGGGUAUUAUCAUCUUCUUCUCAGCCGCUUACAUCCUGAAUGCCGGCAUCUACCUGCUCGGAGAGAAGAUCAAUCACUGGAAAUGGGGUGCUACAGUGAAGCCAUGGAUGAAGAAGAAAUGACUACACACUAUUUUUCAAGAGCC